AUGAAACCGUGUUUCACACCGGAAAUCAUUUACUCAAAUGAAACCUCUGAGAGGGUGGAGCGCGCCAUCAACACCACCAUGGACGCCAUCAACGCUACCCUGCACAACGCCUCCAGUCGACUUGCGUCUGCGGCUGCUGCGCUGGCGUCCAACACGUCCGCGCAGCCGUUGCCCAUCGCGGGACCAUCGGGUGCCCGUUGUGUCAUGGAGGACAACUUCACCACCGCACGGACGACCACAAACGCUGUGCUGAAGGAUAACCUCAACGCAACUACUACGUCGCUCUCGGGACACGCGCCGCAUCUGUCGCUGGCGUAUUUUCUUGCCUGGCUUCUGCUUUUCGUCACCAUAACGGUGACGACGGUGGCCCUCCUCAACUGCUGCCUGCGCAGCAAGCACGGCUCUGCGUAUUCCGGCGAGAAGGGUUAUGGUGACGAGGAGAUGUGCGGCAAGACCGCUGUGCCCUUCUCGGUUUCUACUCAGAGCAUGCAUGCAGAGGGUCUAAGCGGGACGCCAUCGUCGUCGAGUCGCCUGCUCGCCUCCCGCGGCAACCUCGCCCGGCAGCAGUUUUUGGAGUCACGCAAGACGGGGAGCACUCCAAAGAGCUACGGCGCUACGACCUCCACACCUCCCGCCAAUUGA
This is a messenger RNA of Leishmania mexicana MHOM/GT/2001/U1103, 642 nucleotides long. RefSeq lists its product as hypothetical. The transcript has a single exon. Lineage: Eukaryota; Euglenozoa; Kinetoplastea; Trypanosomatida; Trypanosomatidae. The record is from RefSeq and is a predicted model, not a curated record. Bases 1 to 642 code for a protein of 213 amino acids.